AGUUUCCUGAGUUUCUGAGAAGGCCUGGUCUCCCCAAAGGAGUGAUUUCUAGUAGAAAUCUGAAGGUCUGAUCCAAGGAGAAAAAAAAUCCAAUAUAGCCAAUGAAUUAAGGACAAGAAGGUUUCCAAUCAGUCCCUGCUAUGUGGAUAUUUGUUAGCAAUGACUGAUGUGGAAACUACCUAUGCAGAUUUUAUUGCUUCAGGAAGAACAGGUAGAAGAAAUGCAAUACAUGAUAUCCUGGUUUCCUCUGCAAGUGGCAACAGCAAUGAAUUAGCCUUGAAAUUAGCUGGUCUUGAUAUCAGUAAGACAGAACGUGAAGAAGAUGGACAAAAAAACUCAACAGAACCAAGUGGAGAAGGGCAAGGGGAAGCAGCAAAAUCUGAAAGCUAACACCCCACUUUGACCUUCAACAACACCUAAGGAUGUCUCCAAUCUCCAGGCUCGGCUGGAAUGCAUUUGUGUCUAUGGGUGAAAAGGGGAAAAAGAAAAUGGCUGUGCUGCAUUGCAGGAACCUGCUCGUUACCAUGUUAAAAAUGGGGGCAGAGGCUGUGGCUGCAGACAGACGUUUCCGUACCUCUGUCAUUAGCAAUGGUUGAGGUCAUGUGGCUUGUGUUUGGAUGUCCUUUGUGUAUGGAUCCUUUCACUUGACCAUAUGAUGAAAUGCUUGUAGAGAGUAGCACCGACACUAGAUGGUGAUUCUUCCUGUAGCAUCUGGCCCCUCACAAUGUCAGAGGAUUUAAUUGUGUCUAAUUGCAAAGGGUUGAUUGAACCCCAGAGUUUAAAGAUCUCUGGCCCAAGUCUUGACCCAGUAAAAGAACCAUCCAGAAAGCACUGUUUUUAGAAUUAUAUAUCCAUGUGUUCCUGCUGUGUUAUUUACACUGUUUUGUAUCGUACCAUAUAGACGCUCAGCACUGCCCCCUUCUCGGAUUGCUUGUGAAAAACAAAAAUGGUGUAUGUGACUGUGAAUUUUUAUACCACUCAUUUUUAAAAGGGCUGCCUUUUUUUUCCCCCUGUAGUGUGGUGGUGUACACAGGAUAGAGCACAGUUUUUUUUUAACUGAAUUUUUCCCCUUGGUCACUGUAGGUGAAUUUAAUCUAAUAGAUUCAUCAAGACUCCAUUGCUUUAUUAUAUUGGCAUUUAACAAUAUCCCUUGAUGUGAAUAUUACCUGAAUUCAGUCUGUUUGACCAGAAUUCAACCUAUCAGUUUUGUUUCAUGUCCAAGAGAAGAGUUUUUCCCAACUAAUAUUUUUAUUUAAUUAUGAGAAUUUUGGAGAACUGGGACGGUCGAAAAGAGAAGACAGAUAAUACUAAGAACUGGAAAUAUUUUGUUCUAUUGGAAUCAAAUGUCUUAAAAUGCUGUAUGUGACUAUUUAAAUUUGGAGGACAACUUACUUCCUUGAGGCUACAAAUGAUGGAGAAAAGAUCUCCUUUCAAUCGUGUGGACACCAAUCACAAAAGUAAAGCCCUUGUGUUGUAUUUUUCAUGGUUUUUGUUUUCAGCCCUAUCAGAUCCAAAUGUUAUUAAGCACUUUUUAAUGUUUGUAAACUUUUACUAAUAAUUAGUGUGAAUUACAUUCUGAUACAAUAAUAAUCGUCAUUAGAAGUUAACGAAAUCUUCCUUAAUACUGUUGAUGGCCUCUGCUGUGUUUUGACAUCAUGGUACUUAUUGUAUGGAAACUUUCUGUGAGCUGUGUAAUUCCUCUGGUCAGUAUUAUGAAAUCACUCGUCAGUGGUAAUAAAUAAGGAAC
Molecule: messenger RNA, 1747 nt
Organism: Trichechus manatus latirostris (Florida manatee)
Lineage: Eukaryota; Metazoa; Chordata; Mammalia; Sirenia; Trichechidae
Gene: PKIA
Product: cAMP-dependent protein kinase inhibitor alpha
Exons: 3
Coding region: 160-390 (76 amino acids)
Biological process (GO): negative regulation of cAMP-dependent protein kinase activity
Cellular component (GO): nucleus; cytoplasm
Molecular function (GO): cAMP-dependent protein kinase inhibitor activity
Source: RefSeq, a predicted model, not a curated record